Messenger RNA from Colletotrichum costaricense, 1227 nucleotides. RefSeq lists its product as uncharacterized. The record is from RefSeq and is a predicted model, not a curated record. NCBI's taxonomy places the organism in Eukaryota, Fungi, Ascomycota, Sordariomycetes, Glomerellales, Glomerellaceae. The transcript is spliced from 5 exons. Bases 1 to 1227 code for a protein of 408 amino acids.
AUGGCUGUCGAUUCGGACCUCUCUCGGAUCACGACAACCGUCGUGCCACUAGCAGCAAACCCAAAUGCUACACAGGUGAUUUAUACCAACAUUGUGUUGGUGACACUCGUCACAGUAUGGACGGGGCUGCGUCUGUACUCGCGAAAGAUGCGCCGGGUUCCAUUUGGAGUUGACGACAGCUUGUACAUGGUAGCGCUGAUACUGUUCUACGCCUUUGUAGUCCUGCAUUUCAUGAUGCUUUUCCUCGGUGGUGCAGGCCAUCACGUCUCCGAGCUCCAGCCGUGGCAUAUUGAGAAGUUGAUGAAGUUUGGGUAUGCUAGUCAAGUGGUCUACGCUGUGUCUCUUGGGUCACUUAAGAUCAGCAUCUGCUGGAUGCUUCAACGCAUCUUCUUUGUCCGCCCGUUCAAGACUCAGUUCAUUAACCAGCGACUGCCUGGUCAACAGAUUGCGGCUUGGGCAACCAUGGGCUUAUGCAUUGCUUGGACUUUGAUGACGAUUCUCAUUGGGUUACUUAUCUGCAGACCCAUCGCAAUGCAAUGGAAUCCAACGAUUCCAGGGGGAGUUUGCGGUGAUCAGAUUACAGCUUUUGCUGCUGUGGGCGUGGUCGAUGUUAUCGUCGAUCUGAUCAUCUUCAUUCUGCCUAUCCCUAUGGUGCUUAAGCUCCAAGUUUCCAGUGCGCACCGAAUCGCACUCAUAGGCAUCUUCGGGGCCGGUAUCCUGACAAUCAUUUUCGGAGCCCUGCGGCUUGCUUCGGUAUUCAGCGUCGACUUCCUUGACUUCUCCUUUACAUCGCCGAACGCUAUGGUGUGGAGCUCAGCUGAAAUGGGCGUCGCACUCAUGGUAUCGUCGUCACCGAUCCUCCGGCCCGUCUUUGACCGCAUCUUUGGCCGAUUCAUCAGUACCCUUCGAUCGAGUGCAGACCGAACCAAUCCCCAUGCGAAAUACUACAAUGGUGGCAAGUCUGGAGCGACGGGACCUCGUACGUUCAUCUCAGCCUCAAAGCCUCACUCCCGAGGGGCUGGUGGGUUCAUGGUCAUGACCGACUCGGAAGAGAACCUUGAGAUGGAUGAUAUGCAUAAAGAGACGGACAGUAAGGUCAUCGGGGGAAGGAAAGCGAGCCAUAGGCGUUCCGAGUUUGGCGAAAUGCAGGGCGGGCGUGCUAUGAGAGAUGAUGAGUCGACGGAUAAAACUUUUGUUCGCACAGAAAUCGUCCAGAAGACGGAUUGA